AUGUGCAUGAAUUUGUGCAUGCUUUUCCAAGUUUUUCUCUGAAAAUUAUUCUCAGUCUGUUAUUUUCAUUAUUCUCUACCAUUCGUCUUAAUAUUCCUGCUUCUGAAAUGCUCCAUAACUGGUGACAUUAUGAAAUGUUCAUAAUUAUCUCUCAGAUUUCCGCCUGACCUCGUAUUUAUUUAUGAACCCGAGUUUCAAGUUGUGGAUCAAGAAUAACGAUGCCAAAAAUCAAGACGGAGAAGAAAAGCCGUCAGCAUGCUGCUGUUGUGAGGCAAGGGAUCCUCUUCAACAAAGAAUUUGGUCAACACAUCCUCAAGAAUCCUCUCGUGAUUCAGGGAAUGAUAGAUAAAACAGCUCUGCGACCCACGGACACGGUGUUGGAAAUUGGACCUGGUACAGGCAACAUGACAGUGAGAUUAUUGGAAAAGGCGAAGAAAGUUAUCGCCUGUGAAAUUGAUACUCGACUGGUUGCUGAAUUACAGAAGCGAGUGCAAGGAACUCCAUAUCAAGCAAAACUUGAAAUCAUCAUAGGAGAUGUUAUCAAGAAAGAUCUUCCCUUCUUCAAUGUCUGUGUUGCGAAUAUUCCGUACCAAAUAUCAUCCCCGUUAGUCUUCAAGCUUUUACUACAUCGACCUUUUUUCCGAUGUGCAAUUUUGAUGUUUCAACGAGAAUUUGCUCAACGACUUGUUGCCAAACCUGGAGACAAAGUUUAUUGUCGUCUAUCCGUCAACACGCAACUUCUCGCCAGAGUUGAUCUCGUAAUGAAAGUUGGAAAAAAUAAUUUUAAGCCACCUCCAAAAGUAGAAUCUAGUGUAGUUAGGAUAGAGCCCAGGAAUCCGCCACCACCAAUCAACUAUCAUGAGUGGGAUGGUUUAACCAGAAUAGCGUUUUUGAGGAAAAACAAAACCAUUGCUGCCGCAUUCAAGCAGACAGCUGUGUUAACAACUCUAGAAAAAAACUUUAGGAUACAAGCUUCAUUGAAGAAUUUGGAUAUCCCAUCUGACUUAGACAUGAAACAGAAAGUAGAUAAAAUUUUAGCGGAAUCAAACUUUGCAGAGAAACGUGCCAGAUCUAUGGAUAUUGAUGAUUUUCUAGGAUUACUUCUUGCAUUCAAUUCUAAUGGUAUACAUUUCACUUAGUCAGGUGGCAAAUUAUUUCAAAUAUUUUCUCGACUCUUUGGGGAACGUAUGCCAUUACGCUUCGCUCCUGUUUUCAAGAUGCAGAAAUACGUUUGAAUAGUACAAAAUCUUUAAAAAACAUCAAUUGUGAUCCGUCCAUCAUUCAUUUCAAUGAAGUAGGGAUUUGAUUUAUAGAACUCAUGGGCGUGAUUCAUCAAUUUCUUAAGUUUUAAACUUCAGACCAUCAUUGCAAAGUCAAUUAAAGGCAAUGAUAAUCCCCGUCAAGAAUUUUUCAUCGGAACUUUGUGAAACUUGGGUUUUGGGAUUGUUUAAUGAAAACCUAACCCAUGAGGAGUCAUAUUAGUGUUGAUUCUCAAGAGUAACCAGAAGACUGAUGGGAGUUGUAUACUUUCAUACUUUCAGGUUUCUACGAUGGUUUUUCCUUUUUUGCCCCCAUGAUAUUAUUAUUAAGUCAGAAUGAAGGAAAAACUAGAAGUACUUAUGUAUGGACGUAAUUCUGCCUUAAAACGAAAGUUCUUUAAUAGUCCUGGCAGGAGGGACAGCAAUUUCUGAGAAUUUUAAUACAUUUUUUCAGAAAUCUACUCAACUAAUGAUUGGCAGUAGAAGGUAGAUCCUCCAAUUAUCGAUUUUCUCAACGUUUGAGAAUGAAAGGACGAAAACACUUUGAUUUGAAUCGUUUGCUGGAAGAAUUAAUCACAACUUUUCAUUUACUCUAAGUAAUUUGUGUGAUUUUGCCAAUGUGCUCAUGUAUACAUAUAAGCUGAUGUCUUGCAAUGAUUGGUAAGAGAUUGUCUCGCCUAAUCGGCAGCCUGCAAUCAUAACAAUAUCUUCACUUUGUCAGCGUUAGAAGAAUAUGUUUCUCUUUUUGAUGGCAAUGCUUGCUAAAAUACCAAUCACUUCUGUGAGAACUCCAUAUUUUGUGAAAUUAUUUUUACAUUAUUUUGUUCAAUAAAAUUAUUAUUCUUCAACUACC
Molecule: messenger RNA, 2112 nt
Organism: Bemisia tabaci
Lineage: Eukaryota; Metazoa; Arthropoda; Insecta; Hemiptera; Aleyrodidae
Product: probable dimethyladenosine transferase
Biological process (GO): rRNA methylation
Cellular component (GO): nucleolus
Molecular function (GO): rRNA (adenine-N6,N6-)-dimethyltransferase activity
Source: RefSeq, a predicted model, not a curated record